UGAAGAUUCGGUUAUAAAUGAAGCCUCCGCCCCUCGGCCCGCCGCGAGCUCUGUGUGCGGGGCCGACGGCGGCCGUCCUCGCAGGCGCCCAGGAGCCGGGUCCCAGCCCGCGGAGUUAGGGUCGCCUUUCAUGUCGCAUUAAAAUAGUGCUUUCGGGCAUGGAAGUGGGACCCAAGUAUUUUAAGACUGAGAAUAUUAACGUUCCUUUUGCGUCAUUGUUUUGAUACUGUUUCAAGUUAUCGUGUGAGUCAAGCAGUGUAAAAGGGGAUGUUGGAUCUGCAGUAUUGAUGGCUCAGAGCCUUGACAUACAGAAGCACAGUUCUAGUUCCAGCCAGUUUGGAAAUUACUUUCUUUUUUCUUAUCUUUUUUUAUUGAGGUGUAAAAUACAAAUGAACUCAACAUUUCUAUCAUCCCAAGAAUUUCCCUCUGCUCCUUCCAAGUCAGCGAUGCCCUUGCCCGUCAUCAGCGUUUGGGCUUCUUUCUGCGUCUGUUAGUCUUGUCUGCCUGGGGCUUCCUGUCCAUGGGACUGUACAGCAUGCUCGGCUCCUCACUGUGAGGCUCACCCAUGAUGUUUCGGAAAGGUCACCACCAUAUAAUGGAAUUUUAUCUGAUUCUGUAGAUCAGAUUUCUUCAUUCUGGAUAUCAUGGUAACAAUACAGGAAGCAUGCAUAAUUUCUCAUUUCUGCAAGUAGUCUUAACUGCUGAAGGAAGAAAUUUUUUAAGCUACAAAAAAAUUCAUUUUGGUACCUUUUAUGGAAAUCCUGAUUUGGUUUUUAAUUUUUGGAUAACCUUUUACUAAAGGCAUGAACUAUCAAAGAACUUACCUCAUUGGGCAAAGCCACAUUAAUAAGAAUGCCUAGAAGAGGAUUCAUUCUUCAGACCCGGACCCACUGGCUGCUGUUGGGUCUUGCUUUACUCUGCAGUUUGGUACUGUUUUUAUAUCUUCUGGAAUGUGCCCCCCAGACGGAUGGAAACGCAUCUCUUCCUGGAGUCAUUGGAGAAAAUUAUGGUAAAGAGUAUUAUCAGGCCCUACUGCAGGAGCAAGAAGAACAUUAUCAAACCAGGGCAACCAGUCUGAAACGCCAAAUUGCCCAACUGAAACAAGAAUUACAAGAAAUGAGUGAGAAGAUGAGAUCAUUACAAGAGAGAAAGAAUGUUGGGGCUAAUAGCAUAGGUUACCAAGGCCACAAAGAACAAGCACCUAGUGAUCUGUUAGAGUUUCUUCAUUCCCAGAUUGACAAAGCUGAAGUUAGCAUAGGAGCCAGACUACCUAGUGAGUAUGGGGUCAUUCCCUUUGAAAGUUUUACCUUAAUGAAGGUAUUCCAAUUGGAAAUGGGUCUCACUCGCCAUCCUGAGGAAAAGCCAGUUAGAAAAGAUAAGCGAGAUGAAUUGGUAGAAGUUAUUGAAGCUGGCUUGGAGGUCAUUAAUAAUCCUGAUGAAGAUGAUGAACAGGAAGAUGAGGAUGGUCCCCUUGGAGAGAAACUGAUGUUUAAUGAAAAUGACUUCAUAGAAGGUUAUUACCGCACCGAGAGAGAUAAGGGCACCCAGUAUGAACUCUUUUUUAAGAAAGCAGACCUUAUGGAAUACAGACAUGUGACCCUGUUCCGCCCUUUUGGACCUCUCAUGAAAGUGAAGAGCGAGAUGAUUGACAUUACUAGAUCAAUUAUUAAUAUAAUCGUACCACUUGCUGAAAGAACUGAAGCAUUUGUGCAGUUCAUGCAGAACUUCAGGGAUGUAUGUAUUCAUCAGGACAAGAGGAUUCAUCUCACAGUGGUGUAUUUUGGUAAAGAAGGACUGUCUAAAGUCAAGUCCAUCCUAGAGUCUGUCACAAGUGAGUCUAAUUUUCACAAUUACACCCUGGUCCCACUGAAUGAAGAAUUCAACCGUGGGCGAGGACUGAAUGUGGGCGCCCGAGCUUGGGACAAGGGCGAGGUCUUGAUGUUCUUCUGUGACGUUGACAUCUACUUCUCAGCCGAAUUCCUUCACAGCUGCCGCUUAAAUGCUGAGCCAGGUAAGAAGGUGUUUUACCCUGUGGUGUUCAGUCUUUACAACCCUGCCAUUGUGUAUGCCAGUCAGAAUGUACCCCCUCCUGUGGAGCAGCAGCUGGUUCACAAAAAGGAUUCUGGCUUUUGGCGAGAUUUUGGCUUUGGAAUGACUUGUCAGUAUCGAUCAGAUUUCCUCACCAUUGGUGGAUUUGACAUGGAAGUUAAAGGUUGGGGUGGAGAAGAUGUUCAUCUUUAUCGAAAAUACUUACAUGGUGACUUGAUUGUGAUUCGGACUCCGGUUCCUGGUCUUUUCCACCUGUGGCAUGAGAAACGCUGUGCUGACGAGUUGACCCCCGAGCAGUACCGCAUGUGCAUCCAGUCCAAAGCCAUGAAUGAAGCCUCUCAUUCGCACAUGGGAAUGCUGGUCUUCAGGGAAGAGAUAGAGACACAUCUCCGCAAACAGGCAUACAGGACAAACAGCGAAGCUGUCGGUUAACGUCACCAUCAACACGUUAGUCUGAAACUCAAACCAGCGCUGAACCACAAACCAGCACUAUUUAUUAGCCUUAAUUUCAGUGCCAGAUGCAGUGCCUCUUUCAGAGAAGACAUGCUUAUCUCCUGUGCUCUCUCUGACAUUACCUUAGCAGUUUAACUUCAUAGGAGAAGAAAAAGCAACUGUUUCAAUGCAAAGCCUGUUUUGUGAAAAUACUGCACUAUGGAAUCACUCAUAACUUGAAAUUUGGUGUUUGGUCCCAAAGUAGUUUUGAGUUAGUUUGUAUCUGCACCCAUAUUCUGAUGUGUCCUGGUUGCAUCUCGGCUAAGGGAUGGAGUGUGUUGUGACGAUGGCAGGUAAGGAGCAUCCCAUUCCCACAGAGAUGGAGCAUAGCAGGUGGAGUAUGUGGACAAGGGUUCUUCACCUGCCGACCACUGAGUCAGCUUGCUUGGUUUUUAGUUUUUUAUUUUUUAUUGAUUUUAGAAAGAGAAGAAGGGGGGAGGGGGAGAGAGAGAAACA
Messenger RNA from Miniopterus natalensis, 2997 nucleotides. The record is from RefSeq and is a predicted model, not a curated record. Lineage: Eukaryota; Metazoa; Chordata; Mammalia; Chiroptera; Miniopteridae.